This is a messenger RNA of Mollisia scopiformis, 933 nucleotides long. RefSeq lists its product as uncharacterized. The transcript has a single exon. The coding region runs from base 1 to 933 and encodes 310 amino acids. Lineage: Eukaryota; Fungi; Ascomycota; Leotiomycetes; Helotiales; Mollisiaceae. The record is from RefSeq and is a predicted model, not a curated record.
AUGAGCGAGAAGCAAGCAGCCAAGAUGAGCAAUCCUCCGGACUUCUCCCAACUCCUCCGCAUGGAUGAUCGAGACCUACAGCUACAAGCCGAACGUCGCCGUUUGUCCUUGGCAGGCAACACCAACUCACUCCCUCAACUCGGGAGUCUGGGUCUUAACUUCGCAUCCGUGGGAGAUGACCCUUUCGCUGAUCCCGUAAAAGGCGCUGGAUGGCGACCACCACCAUCCACCAAUCCAGCCAGCAAUCCAUUUGCGGACCCAGUAUCAAACCGCUCCAAUCCAUUUGCGGACCCUCCCACCAGACCCGGAGCCACCAUUCCAAAGGCAAACACCUAUAUCACCGACAUCCGACGGUCCCGCGGCCAAUCCGUGGACAACACUACCUCGAACAAACCAACAUCCAUGUACCGACCACCCUCUACCGCCGUCGGAUCCCGCUACCCAUCGUCUCUCGCUCCCAGCCGAGAUUCAUACCGCGACACAGUCUUCUCCUCCUUCUCAGCCAACGCCCGAAAAGGAAAAGGUCGCUCCGACCCCUUCGACCUCGAGCGUCCUGAGCUAUGGAGACCGAAAGACACGAACAGCACAGCCAUGUACCCAGCUGCCCUGAACACAAAACCGGACAUGGUAGGCCAGGGAACAGGCACCAAUUCGCGAGCUAUCAGCACGACCUCGUAUCUGAGUAAAUACAGCAGCGGCGUCUCGCUCGGAGAAUGGGGCGACCCGGGACCUGAUCUCGGCCCUGGCAGCGGGAGUUCGAGCUUGAGAGGGAACGCUAGUUCGAACGGGAGUCAGGAUUUUAGCGCUGCGGCACGAGGGUAUUUUGGUGAGCAGCAGCCAGUGGCGGAGAAUUGGGAUCAGAGUCGAGACAAAAAUAAUGUGAGUCCGCUGAGUAGGACGAGUUCUAAGGGUGGAGUUGGGAAGGCGAUGUGA